Molecule: messenger RNA, 1887 nt
Organism: Tripterygium wilfordii
Lineage: Eukaryota; Viridiplantae; Streptophyta; Magnoliopsida; Celastrales; Celastraceae
Product: cytochrome P450 CYP749A22-like
Exons: 5
Coding region: 149-1693 (514 amino acids)
Molecular function (GO): heme binding; monooxygenase activity; iron ion binding
Source: RefSeq, a predicted model, not a curated record
AUCUCUCAGUUUAUACAAUUUUUUAAUAUAUAAUGCAUGAACGAGAUGGCCAUGUGCCAUGGCAUGGGCAGUCUAUUUAAGUCGCGAGAAAAGUGAAGCUGCUUUGAUCAUAUUCACAUAUAUACUCUCAUAGCAAGAAACGAAGAGAAUGGCAGCUGGUAUAGCAACUUUAUUUCUUGACUCGAUAUGCCUCUACCUUCUCUUUGUUCUAGUAAAGUUUCUAUACAAAGUAUGGUGGACACCAAUUUGGACACAAAAGGUGAUGGCCAAACAAGGAAUCAGAGGCCCUCGUUACAGAUUCCUGCAUGGAAACAUGAAGGAGGUUAUGCAAAUGAAGAAGGAAGCCAUGGCAAUAACUAUGGGUCUCUCAAAUGACAUAAUUCAGAAGGUUCAGCCUCAGUUUCACAGAUGGAUCAACACAUAUGGGAAGAAUUUCCUUUUCUGGCAAGGACCUAAAGCACAGGUUUUUGUGUCCGAGGGAGAGCUUAUGAAGGAGAUAUUGAAUAACAAAGAAAAAACAUAUCCAAAACAAGAGCUUGCCCCUUAUGCACAGAAGCUGAUUGGGAACAGCCUUGUGUCCUUUGAAGGUGAAAUAUGGUCCAAGAUGCGUAAAUUGGCCAACCAUGCCUUCCAUGGAGAGAGCCUUAAAAAUUUGACGCCAGAGAUGGUUGCUAGUUCGGAAAUGAUGCUUGAGAGGUGGAAAAAACAUGAAGGGAAAGAAAUUGAGGUUUUUGAAGAAUUUAAGCAAUUGACAUCAGAAGUUAUUUCCAGGACAGCCUUUGGAAGUAGUUAUGUUGAAGGGAAGGACAUUUUUGAGAAACUAAGGAAAGUACUCAUGAUCGCUCACCGACCUCCUCCAUCCAAAUUUAGUUUCAGUAACAUAUUCAGAGGUAAUGGAGGAGAAAAUGAAAUGCAGAAGCUAGUGAGCGAGAUGCGGAACGAAAUCUUGGAAAUGAUAAGGAAGAGAGAAAAGAAGGUGAAGAGUGGAGAAGCAGAGUCUUAUGGGAAAGACUUUCUUGGAUUACUUCUACAAUCAUGUCAUGACCCUGAUGAGUCCCAGAGGAUUACAGUGGAGAAUGUGAUCGAUGAGUGCAAAGGAAUGUACGUCGCCGGACAAGAAACCACCACUAACUUGCUCUCAUGGACAAUUAUGCUCCUAGCUAUCCACACCGAUUGGCAGGAAGAAGCAAGAAAGGAAGUUCAAGACAUAUUUGGCCAACAAAUUCCAAACCCAGAUGGAAUUUCCAAACUCAAAAUCAUGGGUAUGAUCAUCAAUGAAACGCUGCGAUUAUAUCCUCCGGCAAUGGGAGUAAUUAGGAAAGUUAAUCGAGAAGUUCAAUUGGGAAAGUACAGGCUACCAUCAAAUACAAACUUCUACCUCCCAAUCCUGAAGCUUCACCAUGAUCCUAAGACAUGGGGAGAGGAUGCUCAUCUCUUUAAGCCGGAGAGAUUCGCAGAAGGAGUUGCCAAAGCUACCGGAAAUGAUGUCUCUGCCUUUUGUCCCUUCGGAAUUGGACCAAGAACUUGUGUAGGAUCAAAUUUUGCAAUCACAGAAGUUAAGAUUGCUCUUUCAAUGAUUUUACAGCGCUAUAGCUUCACUCUCUCUCCGGCUUACGUUCACUCGCCGGUGCAAGUUCUUCUUCUUCGCCCACAACAUGGAGUUCAGAUCAUACUUGAACCAUUGAAUAGAUAGCGGAGAUUGAAUUAAGCUUCUGUUGAAAACGAUUACUGUGGUGUGGAAUGGUCGAUAUAGAUGAUUUUUAUUACAUCUUCAGAUUUGGUACUGUUUAUGUACGAUAAUCGUUUUGUCAUGGAUUACAGUUUACAAAAGAAGUUGGCGUUAUUUUAAAUAAAAUAUAGAAAUAAGAUAUUUAAUUGUAAUCAAUC